Molecule: messenger RNA, 2366 nt
Organism: Python bivittatus (Burmese python)
Lineage: Eukaryota; Metazoa; Chordata; Lepidosauria; Squamata; Pythonidae
Gene: PIGT
Product: phosphatidylinositol glycan anchor biosynthesis class T
Biological process (GO): attachment of GPI anchor to protein
Cellular component (GO): GPI-anchor transamidase complex
Source: RefSeq, a predicted model, not a curated record
GUUGGUGCUCAGCCCCCUCCCUUCCGGCGAUGUGGCCGCCACCUUCCAGUUCCGCACCCGCUGGGACUCGGACCUGCAGCGCGGGGGCGGGCUUCUGGCGAACACGGAGCUGGGGACAGCCUUACUUGCAAGCUCCUGCAGGUGCAGAACUCUGGGUCUGGUUCCAGGACACUGUCUCAGAUGUUGACAAAGCUUGGAAUGAUCUUAGUAACAUCCUCUCAGGAAUAUUCUGUGCCUCUCUGAACUUCAUUGAUUCCACCAACACAAUCAUCCCAACUGCAUCUUUCAAACCACUGGGGCUGGUGAAUGUAACAGAUCAUCGUUUCCUGCGAUAUGCUAUCUUGCCUCGUGAAGUUGUAUGCACCGAAAACCUCACACCCUGGAAGAAGCUGUUACCUUGCAGCUCAAAGGCUGGCCUGGCUGUUCUACUGAAGGCUGAGCGACUGUUCCACAGCAGUUAUCACUCCCAGGCUGUGCACAUCCGUCCCAUCUGCAGGGACAAAUCUUGUCUGAGCUUAUCUUGGGAACUCAGGCAGAUCCUCACUGUUGUCUUUGAUAGUUUUGCCAGUGCCCAGGGGAAGAAAGAUUGGUCGUUCUUAAAGAUUUUCUCUCGUACACUUACUGAAGCCUGUCCUCUGGCAUCUCAAAGCAAGGUUUACGUUGAUAUUUCCAGCAAAACCGAGGAGCAAGAGUUACUGGAUGUUUCCCCAGCUCCUUUAUCUGUCUAUGAAGCAUCAGUCCAGGGAGACAGGAGAACCUAUGCAGUCUAUGACCUUCUGAAUCCAGCACUCUUCAAUACAUCUCGCAACCUCAAUGUGCUGUUGAAAUGGAAGCGGCCUCAGGAUAACUUGGGCCUGGCUGUACCGGUGCUCCAUGCUCAGCGCUAUGUGAGUGGUUAUGGUCUCCAAACAGGAGAAAUCAGCACUCUUGUGUAUAACACACAUCCAUAUCGAGCUUUCCCUGUGCUUCUGCUAGAGACUGUGCCCUGGUACUUACGGCUCUACAUUCAUACCUUGACCAUUAUCACUAAAGGAAAGGAAAAUAAACCAAGUUAUAUCCAUUAUCAGCCAGCGCAGGACCGAAAGCGUCCCCAUCUCUUGGAAAUGUUGAUUCAGUUGCCAGCAAACUCGGUCACAAAGAUCAACAUCCAGUUUGAGAGAGCCUUGCUCAAGUGGACAGAAUACACACCUGACCCCAACCAUGGCUUUUAUGUGAGCCCGUCUGUCUUAAGCGCCCUAGUGCCAAGCACCAUUGCUAUAAAAGAGGAAGAUGAAGAAAUAAAACCACUCUUUGCUUCACUGUUUCCUUCCUUUGAUGGCUCCAGCUACUUUGUACGUCUCUACACAGAACCUCUCCUGGUGAAUCUGCCAACACCAGAUUUUAGCAUGCCAUAUAAUGUGAUCUGCCUGACCUGCACUGUGGUAGCCGUGUGUUACGGCUCCUUCUAUAAUCUUCUGACCAGAACAUUCCAUGUGGAAGAACCCAAGAGGGGAGGCCUAGCCAAGCGACUGGCAAACAUAAUUCGUAAAAUGAGAGGUGUACCACCUCUCUGAGGACAGCUGGUGCAUGUACUUCUCAAAGCUUUAGGAAAUCUACAGCCAGGAAUUGAAGGGUUAACUUGUGAGAAGGUAGAUGGUUUAAGCAGGGUAACUUAUGCUCUAAAUAAGACUUAAUUUAUUUUCUUCUUAUGGAUUGUUUUUCAUGGUUGUUGGAUAGCUCCGUUCAUUGCUGAUCUCAGGACUGUAAAUAAAAAUGCCCAGGGCAAAAGCUUACUCUUUUGAAGAUGUUUACAUUAUCUGGAAAGACAACUCUAAAUAAGCCAGAACUGCUCUUGAAUUUUUAUCUCCUAGGUUUUGGUAAAGUAGAACCACUCUAUCUCAUUAGCCCAUUUACUUUCAUUGCCCUGUACAAGUACUGUAUGUAUACCUUUUAACUGCUGUGAGACUUAACUGGAGGCAGAAUUUUUUGAGGACAGUUCAUCAACACUGUGUUGGUGGACAUAAGAGAGCAGAGACACAUAAAAUAAUUAAAUGUAUAGCAUUUGUGCCUGAGGGUAUUCUGCAUACCUAUUUAAUUUUGGCAAAUUGCCAUUUUAGAGGAAAAAACAAUUUGAAGCAGAUUGAUGCAGCUGUCACUGGGGAAUGUAGCUUCUAGAAAUAUUCAUAACAGAUUGUGACUUAGAGCAUGGGCAGCCUGGACAGAGAGUGCUCUAAAACAGAGAAACUAUGUUAUUGAACUGGUGAUACCCACAGGAUUUAGAUUAAGAUGAUAAUCUAAAUUGGGAAACAAGCAUUGUAUGUAUGCUGGGUAAGGAAAAAAUCCAAACAAAAAUUGUCAAAAGAUUUCAAUAAAUAAUUGACAAGGUC